CCCCCCAUUUCAGCGAGAAUUAAAAAAAAAAAAAGAGCUUUUGUUCUCUGCGUAUCUGGUGCAAUACUUCAGUAUGCUGAAGUUAGUUUGAGGAACUUUGUUUUGGGGAGAUUUUACGCGCAAGAGUCUCCAGCUCUCCAGAAGAUCUCCGCAUGCCCUUGGUGAAUUAUAAAUAGCUUCAUCUCUCAAUUGUGUUUUGAUCACCAAUAAUAUGUUUUCCUACGAGAUGUUCAUCUGCGUCCUGGCCAUCGCCUGUCUCCUGGAGAUCCCCCGAGGCACCGCGGCCGCGUCCUGCGAGCCUAUCCGCAUCCCCAUGUGCAGGUCCAUGCCGUGGAACAUGACCAAGAUGCCCAACCACCUCCAUCACAGCACGCAGGCCAAUGCCGUGCUCGCCAUCGAGCAGUUCGAGGGGCUGCUGGGCACCCAGUGCAGCCCGGACCUGCUGUUCUUCCUGUGCGCCAUGUACGCGCCCAUAUGCACCAUCGACUUCCAGCACGACCCCAUCAAGCCCUGCAAGUCCGUGUGCGAGCGGGCCAAGUGCGGCUGCGAGCCGGUCAUGAAGAAGUACAAUCAUACGUGGCCGGAGAGUCUGGCCUGCGAGGAGCUGCCCGUCUACGACCGAGGAGUCUGCAUCUCACCUGAGGCGAUAGUCAAGGCGGAGGGGCCAGAUAAUCCUUACUAUCAAGACCCUUCAAAAUGUAACCCUGAAGGAAAUCCAGACUUCCCAAUGGAUUCACAUAAUGCCAACUGCAAAGGAGCUAAUGAUCGGUGCAAAUGCAAGUCUGUGAGACUUGGUCAAAAGACAUAUUCAAAGAACAAUUACAAUUAUGUCAUCCGGGCAAGAGUGAAAGAGAUCAAGACUAGAAAUCAUGACCUGAGCGCCAUCGUGGAGGUCAAAGACGUCUUGAAGUCUUCUCUGGUCAACAUCCCUCGAGACACCGUCACUCUUUAUUAUAACUCUGGGUGUCUGUGUCCUCCGCUAGCAGCCAAUGAGGAAUAUAUCAUCAUGGGUUAUGAAAAUGAGGAAAGGUCCAGACUGCUGCUCAUUGAUGGAUCCAUUGCACAGAAGUGGAAAGACAAAAUGGGCCGGAAAGUGAAGCGCUGGGACCAGCUUUUGCGUGAGCAGAGCCGAGCAAACUCAGGCAGGAGCAACACGAGACGGAGCCGCCACUAACUGUCCUUGAGAAAAACCACACGGACAAGCCAAAGAGGAGAGGGGGUUCAAAAACUGAAAAAUUGCACUAUUGUACUUUUGUUUGUUUGUUUUUCAUUUUUGGCUGAGACUGUUU
Molecule: messenger RNA, 1289 nt
Organism: Sinocyclocheilus rhinocerous
Lineage: Eukaryota; Metazoa; Chordata; Actinopteri; Cypriniformes; Cyprinidae
Gene: frzb
Product: frizzled related protein
Exons: 7
Coding region: 212-1174 (320 amino acids)
Biological process (GO): canonical Wnt signaling pathway; non-canonical Wnt signaling pathway
Cellular component (GO): cytoplasm
Molecular function (GO): Wnt-protein binding
Source: RefSeq, a predicted model, not a curated record